AUUGGAAGCAACAGUAGAAAACCAGAGGUCCACGUGGUCACAAUGGCAGCCCCAGACAUGGACGUUAUCAAGGAGGUGCCAGGAUACAAGGUCAUUCUGAAGGCUGUUCUCAAGAGUCAGAUACAGCAGCUGGUUGAGCAGUUGGCAGCGUCUACAGACGAGGAAUCUGUGAUCCUGACAGCCAGUGUGUCUGAUGGGACGCUGAGUCACCUGGGCUCAGACUCUGGCAAGAACUUCCUGGAGGAUCAUGAGGACAUCAAGUCACAGUUCCUGGGCUUCUGUCUCAAACGUCAUCAUAUCAAGAAACAAGAGAAGGAAAGAGAGAAGCAGCAACAGAGAGAGGCCCAGGCCCGUGCUGCCCCAGUUACGCCCCCACGGUAUGCAGGUAUGGGUGGGCCCCAGGGUGGUACCUAUAUGCCCCAGCGCUCACCGCGCUUCAAUGCCCCCCAUCAGCAAGGGCCUCCACACCCUGUUGCGUUAAGGGUCACCACCGGUGGGCCCAUUAGGGGACCCGCAUCAGGGCCGCGCCACGAACCAUAUCCAACUCAACGCCCAGAGAGACGUGGUUCUUCUGGAAGCUAUGAUCAAACUCACGUACCUAACCCUAAACAGCAGCCUCUGCCUCAAUUGCAAAAAAUGCCCAGUGGCCCCAAUGGGCAAGUGAUAAAAGUGGAGGAUGAUGAUGCGGAACAAUCUAACCAAAGUGCUCCCGGUGUUACAAGCCGGGAUAACAGUGAACCUGUGUCUCCUGCAGUAAAGACUUCUUUACGCUCGGAUAUCUAUGAUGACUCGAAAUCUAGUGUAUCUGUUCUUAACGAAUCUGACCUCAAACAGGAUAUUAGCAUUCCAGCAGGCGGACUAAGCCUUGACUCAGACUUGUCUAGUUUAAUAUCUCCAACCACCGCAACAAGUUCAACUUUAACCACCAACGACAGUGUUCAGGAAGGUCACACCAGUGCAAUUCUUGGAGAUUCUGAGGACCCCAAUGUGAGUGUUAAGCUUGAAACAGUGGACGAAGGAGAUAUGGACUUAGAGAUAACUGGCGUGGAGCUUGGCCAGGCCCUGGGGCAAGCCCCUGGAGGGGAUCCCAUGGGGUCCCAGGACUGGGGCCAGGGCAUGCAAGGAGGGGCGGCAGGGGGACCUGGCGAUAUGGCAGGAUACAUGACAAGCACCGAAAGACAUCUUCUGCAAGGCAUCUGCAACGAGACCUACGCAACCCAUUGCUAUUCCGAGAUGGCUUUCCCCACGUGGUCACCCAGGCGGGGCAAGAGGACCAGUGUUUCUGCCCAGCAGACACCCAUGCAGUUGAACGUCCUUAAUCAUUUUGGCGACAUUGAGAUUCAAUGCAAGAAAUGUUCGCUCAGUCUGUCCCAUGUGAUGAGAAGCCAGGGCGAUGAGUUUGUUCUGGCAUGUCCUGCAUGUGGUGGAGCCCUGUGUCAUCGAAUGGACAACAAAAUUGUGUUCUACAUAUAUGAUGUCAGAGGCAACAAUGGCGGUAGGCUGGCCAAGGAUUGUAUAUACCACUGUUCAUACUGCAACAAGUUAUGGAAAACUCGGGCCAAACUGGAGCGUCAUGUACGAACACACACAGGGGAAAAGCCAUAUCAGUGUAAGCUAUGUGGGAAAUCAUUUACACAGAAAGAGAGCCUGAAGUGUCAUCAGUGGACGCAUAUGAAACAAUGAACAGCAGGGCGAUGUUAAACUGCAUAAGUGUUUGGAUGUUUGAUUGUGAACUUCAGAAAAAUGUUUAACUUCCUAAGUGCUUGAAUGUUUGUGAACUUCAGUACAAUGUUAAACUGCAUAAGUACUUUGCUGUUUGUGAACUUAAGUAAACUGCAUUAGUGCUUGGUUGUUGAACUUUGAAUAGCAGAACAUUGUAAAACUGCAUAGGUGCUUGGAUGUAUGUGAACUUCAUCACACUGUUAAACUGCAUAAGUGCUUGGAUGUAUGUGAACUUCAGAACAAUGUUAAACUUCAGAAGUGCUUGGAUAUUUGAUUGUGAACUUCAGAACAAUGUUAAACUGCAUAAGUGCUUGGAUGUUUGGUUGUGAACUUCAUUACAAUUUUAACUGCAUAAGUGCUUGGUUGUUUGGUUGUGAACUUCAUCACACUGUUAAACUGCAUAAGUGCUUGGUUGUUUGGUUGUGAACUUCAUCACACUGUUAAACUGCAUAAGUGCUUGGUUGUUUGGUUGUGAACUUCAUCACAAUGUUAAACUGCAUAAGUGCUUAGUGGUUUGGUUGUGAACUUCAUCACAAUGUUAAACUGCAUAAGUGCUUAGAUGUUUGGUUGUGAACUUCAUCACAAUGUUAAACUGCAUAAGUGCUUGGUUGUUUGGUUGUGAACUUCAUCACAAUGUUAAACUGCAUAAGUGCUUGGUUGUUUGGUUGUGAACUUCAUCACACUGUUAAACUGCAUAAGUGAUUGGAUGUUUGGUUGUGAACUUCAUCACACUGUUAAACUGCAUAAGUGCUUGGUUGUUUGGUUGUGAACUUCAUUACAAUUUUAACUGCAUAAGUGCUUGGAUGUUUGGUUGUGAACUUCAUUACAAUUUUAACAAUUGCUUGGUUGUUUGCUCGUGAACUGCAGAGCAAUUUGAAACUGCGGAAGUGCUUGGUUGUUCAACUAAUACUAAAUCUGUAUAAACAAUUAUCCCUGUCAGUUGGCGGCUUUUCUUGUCUGGCUUAUUAUUUUGUUGUACUUAAUGGUGUUUCAAAAUAAAUUCACACAUAUGUUCAACAAAUCAAGACAAUUUGUUGCAUGCAAAACUAUGUCGCUCUCUUUAAGGUCAAGGUCACUUGACACUAGAGUUAGUGCAUAGUCCCUAUAACUUCACAUUCCCUUUUGGCUUUAACUUUGUGGUUCAUUAUGGGAUUUCAAAAUAAAUUAGCACUAAUAAUAAUUGCAUCUGGAAUGUGUUGUUUGAAACAUCCAUAUCUGUUGCACCAAGGUCAAGGUCACAGUUUACCCUUGAAGUUGUGUAUAGUCCAUAUAUUGUAUUAGUUAUAGUAGUUGUUCAUGUGACUUAAAUUCUUUUUCUUGUUAGUGUAUUGGCAAAAUUUGUCAUUUCAAAAUUACAUGGGUUAUGCAUAACUAUGGUGCUUGCUUAAAGGUCAAUGUCUCAUGUGUGAAAUAAACUUUAUAGGCAACAACUGUUACAAAGGUUGGGUACAUACAUGCAGUAUAAAGG
Molecule: messenger RNA, 3190 nt
Organism: Dreissena polymorpha
Lineage: Eukaryota; Metazoa; Mollusca; Bivalvia; Myida; Dreissenidae
Product: endothelial zinc finger protein induced by tumor necrosis factor alpha-like
Exons: 6
Coding region: 43-1683 (546 amino acids)
Biological process (GO): regulation of transcription by RNA polymerase II
Molecular function (GO): DNA-binding transcription factor activity; RNA polymerase II cis-regulatory region sequence-specific DNA binding
Source: RefSeq, a predicted model, not a curated record